GUCCGAGGUCCACUUUGAGAGCCGGGGAUGCGUUCGAGGAAGGCCGUAGCAAGUGGGAGCGCGUCGGAGAUGUGAGGAAUAGGAAGAGUUCGGUGAUAUCGAGCAGCCCGUGCAUUGACACGACCUCUUGACCUCAUCUUCAGCAUGAAUGGUGAUAUGCCUCAUGUCCCCAUCACUACUCUCGCUGGAAUUGCUAGCCUGACUGACUUGUUGAACCAGCUGCCCUUGCCUUCUCCUCUCCCGGCCACUACUGCUAAGAGCCUGCUCUACAAUGGAAGGAUCUCCGAAGAGGUCAGCAGCCUCCUGGUGUGUCGGGACGAAAAUCUGGUGACUCAGCUGGCACAUAGCCUUACCCAGGUCUCCACUGAACACAUAGAGUUGAAGGACAACUUGGGGAACGAUGAACCCGAGGGUGAAAUGCCAAUACUUCUACAAACGCUGCUCUCCAGGAACCCCAAAGUCUUUGGGGACAAAAGUGUGAUGCAGCAGCCGAUGAUGCAACAGUAUAAGAUAGCCCAGAAUCAAAUGCAUGGAAGUCCAGGAUCGAAUUAUCAGCAGACCGCUGGUCCUCAAAGCCCCCCUGGAUGUUUUGCGUCCCCGCAGUCUGGGUCAGCGUCUCGGUUCGUUACCCAGCAGAACAGCCCCAUACCCAGUCCCUAUACUCCCCAGAGUCCUGCAGACUACAUGCAGUACAAUCCACCCAGUUAUUCCCAGCACCAUCAGACUCAGCAAGCCACUGGUGGUAUAAGAAAUAGCCAUGACAACAAGGUCUCUGGUCUCUCGAGUAGUUCUUCUAAUCACAAUGCAAGACUGGUUACCGAUGAAGAAUACAUGAACAUGGCUCACAGACUGGGAAAUGAGGACAAUGACCCCUCUGUGAGGGCUGCUGCAUAUCGAGUCAAAUCACCGCUGUCUGUGUGUUCCUCUGCUGGAAGUGAAGAAAUGGCAAAAACAGGAUCCAGGCCUGACCUGCUCCUCACCUCUGGCAACCGCAAAAAGAAGCAGAGAGAGAGAAGCAAAGAGGAAAAUGAGCAGAUGGAUAAAAAUAGCUUGUACGACAUUGUUGGUUCCCCAGAAAAAGACUCUGCCAAGCUGACGUUAAAGUUGUCCCGAGUGAAGAAUCCAGAUAUUGAUGAAUCCAGAGAAUUUCCUCCGCGGGCACAUAUGGACUCAGACCAUGAAAUUAAUUUGAUGAAUAAUAAUCAGUUGUCAAGGGACGCUCAGGACUUUUCACACAAGUUUGGUGCUGCGGAGCAGGUGAACUGUCAGCCGGCUCCUGUUCGACCAAACACCAGGGAGAUUGCAGUCGUCGUCGGCCCCCCGUAUGAUGAUGCGGAGAUGGAUGCAAUUGCAGAAAUUGAGAGAAUAGAAAGCGAGACAGCCAAUGAGAGAGAACGCUGGUCUAAAGAAGUCCAGGAUAAAGACAAGCCACUGAAGAAACGGAAGCAAGACUCAUAUCCUCAGGAAUCCGGAGCAGAGGCAGGUGACGGACCUGCUGUACAAGGAGGCAACACUGGCAGCAAGGUGACACCCAAGAAGACCAAUCCCACAAGUAACUGUGCCACUCGGCCGGCUUUGAUGGUCAGUAUUGACCUGCAGCAAGCUGGCAGAGUGAUCGGACAACCUGUCGUGGUUUUGGAAGCAAAUCCGUUGUGUGAUGACCAUCUGAAACACCUCAAUUCAAAGGCUGAUGGGAAGGUAGACAAAGUUGUUGAAAACAAACCUGGGAUCAACAAAAAGCAUUCUGAAAAUCCCAAAGAAAGAAUUCAAAAAAAGUCGGCCUCAGAUGGUACGCCAGAGAAGCAGGAAGCCUCUCUGGUUGUUAAACAGAAGCAGGAACACCAGCGGGAAUCCAAACACAAACAUGAUGGCAAGACUGAGAGCGGUAACGGACGCUCCGAGGAAAGACGGACAGACACACCACGGCAAAAACAUGACAAGCAUUCAGAGUCACGCAACAAAGAGGAAAAGAACCACAACAGUCACAGAUCCCAUGUCAACCAAGCAGAGACUCCAAAAAACAUUAGUAAGAUGGAGCGUAACUCCAAACAUGGAGAGGACAAAGCCAAGGAUAAAGAAAAGGAUAAAGAAAAGGAGAAGGAGAAGGAUAAAGACAAAGACAAAGAUGGAAAUAAAGAAAGAGAAAAAGAUAGAGAGAAGGACAGGGCCAAACACAGAGAAAGGGAUAAAGAUAGAGAUAAAGGUAAAGAUAGAAAUAGCGAUAGAGAUAGGGACAAAGAGAAAGACAGGGAAAGGAAACACAAGACACAGUCAACAGAAAACAGCAACAGACACUCUCCUGAACGUAAUGCGAAAUCCGACAGCCCGAGAGUGAAGCAAGACGGGAGCAGAAAGUCCGCUGACUUUAAUGGUCGUCAGAAGACGGACACCUCCGGCCUUCAGAGCCCCCAAAAUAAAAAAGAAGAAAGAGGCGGGGAUGGCAGCGCCAGAGGCCAAACUGGAAACAAACAGCAGCCGCUGGAGACCAAACCGAGCGAGUUCCCCUCAUUCCUGCUCGGUGGCAAGACAGGGAGUUUCAAGAACUUCGUCAUUCCCAAAUUGAAACGAGACGGGAAAGAAAAAGAGCCACCACCUCCAAACAAAUUGAAAGAGGUCUGGAGCGAACCCCUCAUCCGACUGGAGAGAAUGUCUUUGGUAGAGAACUUAAACAAAGGAGCUAAGCCCGUGGUUGUGGUUCAGAAACUCAGUGUUGACGAGGUGAAAAAGAUCAUCAAGGAAAGCAGGAACGCACACGGCUCCAAAUCCAGGAACUCGUCCUCCUUUAGUAAAUCAGGGAAAGAGAAGUCACUUUCUGAGAAGACAAACAAGCGAAGGCACAGUGUCGUCAGCAAGAAAUUGAAGUACGCCGAGUUGGACUCCAGUGAUGAAGACAAAGAUGAUGAUGAAGACUAUGACUCUGAAAAUAAAUCUGCAAAGAAACGGCACAAGAAAGACCAUGACAAGACCUCGAGGCAGGAAGAGAGGAAAGAGCACCGUCAAAGCGGAGGUGGUCAAAACGUUCGCCGGGGUUCCGGUAACCGUGCUCGUGAUCGGAGCCCGGCUGAAUCGGAUGAAGAAUCUCCACCGCCAAGCCUAAGUGAUGUUGCCAAGAAAUUGAAGAAAAAAGAGAAACAUAAAAACAAGAAGGCGUACGAUCCCAAGAUGACACUGGAGGAAGUUAUGGACUCCUCCGUAUUUAAGAGAUUCGCAGCCAGUAUGGAUAGCAUCCUCGAGAACCUUGAUGACGUGGAUCUUACUGCUGAAGAUGAUGAUGAAAUACCUCAGGAGCUCUUGCUGGGAAAGCAACAGUUGAACCAGCUUGCGAACGAUUCUGCUAAGAUAAAAGCUAUGGGCAUCUUUAACAAGUUCUCUUCAAGCAAACUGAUGAAAAUACUCAAUGUCCUGGAGAAGAACAUUCAGGACAGUGUCAAACUCUCCACGUUAUUGGGUCAUGAUAAUGAUUCCAUGGACGAGGAGCGGCUGUGGCGCGACCUCAUCAUGGAGCGGGUGAUCAAGUCCGCCGAUGCCUGUCUGACUGCGCUCAACAUCAUGACGUCUCCACACAUGCCCAAGGUUGUGUUCAUGGAGGAUGUGAUCGAGAGGGUGUUGCAGUUCACCAAGUUCCAUCUGCAGAGCUCUCUGUACCCUCAGUACGACCCGGCCUACAGGGGGGAUCCCCACGGAGGUGGGAUGCACACACCAAAGUCCAAGCGAGGAAAAGGCUCCAGCCACAAACAGAAGGUGGUGGUCAUGCUCUACAGCAAAGUGUGUGAAAUCGUCAGCGGCAUCGCGGAGCUCCUGGAGUUACAGCUGCAAACGGACACCACCAUUCUCCAGGUGUCUACUCUGGGCAUUACUCCGUUUUUCGUGGAGAACGUCAACGAGCUGCAGUUAUGCGCCAUCACGCUGGUGACAGCAGUCUUCUCUCGUUACGAGAAACACAGGCAGCUCAUUCUUGAAGAGAUCUUCACCUCCCUUGCCAGACUGCCUACUAAUAAACGCAGCCUCAGGAACUUCAGGCUGAACAACGGGGAUUCGGAUGGAGAGACCGUGUACAUCCAGAUGGUCUCAGCUCUGGUUCUUCAGCUCAUCCAGUGUGUGAUUCACCUUCCCUCUGUGAGAGAAACAGAGGAUGAACCUCACAAGAAGGUGGAUAAAGACGUCCUUAUCACAAACACGUUUGAAACUGCCAUGAGGACAGCGCAGAACUUCCUCUCAGUGUUUCUCAAGAAGUGUGGCAGUAAGCAGGGAGAGGAGGACUACAGGCCCCUGUUUGAGAACUUUGUUCACGACCUCCUGUCCACGAUCAACAAGCCCGAGUGGCCUGCAGCUGAACUGCUGCUCAGUUUACUGGGCCGGCUGUUGGUGCAUCAGUUCAGCAACAAACAGACAGAAAUGGCUCUCAGGGUGGCGUCUCUGGACUACCUCGGCACUGUAGCGUCCCGACUGCGUAAAGAUGCUAUAGCAAGCAACAUGGACCAAAAGGUUAUUGACCGCAUACUCAGAGAGACGCCAGGCAGUGAUGAGAUCCAGCAACUUCAGAAGGACUUAUUAGAUUACCUAGAUGAGAGCAGUGACAAAGAUUCAUCUCUAUUGUUUGCCAGGAAAUUUUAUAUUGCCCAGUGGUUCAGGGAUGCAACAAGCGAGGCAGAGAAAGCUAUGAAGUCUCAAAAUGAGGACGAGAACUGGAAAGGUCACAGUCAUUCCAAGGAUGUCGACUCGACUGAGGAGAUUAUGCAGAGAGCCGAUGCACGAAAGAAAUUCCUACGCAAGGUCGUGAAGACUUCACAAUCACAUUCCAGUGCUCUGAGGACAAACGCAAUAGACUACGAUGAUUCAUGUGUAAUCGUCAGAUAUCUGGCCUCUAUGAGGCCUUUUGCCCAGAGCUUUGAUAUUUAUUUAUCACAGAUUCUGAGAGUUUUGGGUGAGAGUGCUAUCGCAGUCAGAACUAAAGCCAUGAAGUGUCUGUCUGAAGUAGUGGCUGUGGAUCCAAGUAUUCUGGCACGGUUGGAUAUGCAGCGUGGGGUUCAUUGUCGCCUCAUGGACAACUCAACCAGUGUGCGAGAGGCAGCUGUGGAGCUCCUGGGCCGUUUUGUGCUAAGUCGACCUCAGCUCAUUGAGCAGUACUACGACAUGCUCAUUGAGAGGAUAUUGGACACAGGUAUCAGUGUGAGGAAGAGGGUCAUUAAGAUCCUGAGGGAUAUCUGCCUGGAGCAACCAGACUUCCACAAGAUCACGGAGAUGUGUGUGAAGAUGAUCCGAAGAGUCAAUGACGAGGAGGGGAUCAAGAAAUUGGUGAAUGAGACUUUCCAGAAACUCUGGUUCACACCCACACCCGGCCACGACCAAGAGGCCAUGACCAGAAAGAUCUUGAACAUCACAGAUGUGGUGUUGGCGUGUAAAGAUACAGGCUACGAUUGGUUUGAGCAACUUCUGCAGAACCUGCUGAAGUCGGAGAAGGACGCUUCUUACAAACCUGCCAGGAAAGCCUGUGUUCAGCUGGUGGACAAUCUCGUGGAACACAUACUGAAAUAUGAGGAGUCCCUUGCAGACUGUGAGGACAAAGGGGUCAACUCAGGUCGUCUCGUAGCAUGCAUCACCACUCUCUACCUGUUCAGCAAAAUCAAAGCAGAGUUAAUGGUCAAACAUGCUAUGACUAUGCAGCCCUACCUGACCACAAAGUGCAAUACUCAGAAUGACUUCAUGCUGAUCUGCAACGUGGCCAAGAUCUUGGAGCUGGUCAUUCCACUGAUGGACCAACCGAGUGAGACUUUCCUCAAUACCCUAGAAGAAGACCUGAUGAAGCUCAUCAUCAAAUAUGGCAUGACGGUUGUACAACACAGUGUAAGCUGUCUCGGUGCGGUUGUGAACAAGGUCACACACAACUACAAGUUUGUUUGGGCUUGUUUUAAUCGCUUCUAUGGAGCUCUGGCAAAACUGAAGACCCAGCACCAGGAGGACCCCAGCAGCUCCACUCUGGUAGCGAACAAACCGACUCUCCUGCGGUCUCUGUUCACAGUGGGAGCUCUCUGCCGACACUUUGAUUAUGACCAGGAGGAUUUCAAGGGUGCCAGCAAGAUUAUCAUCAAGGACAAAGUGUUGGAGCUUCUGCUGUACUUCACCACGCAUGAAGAGGAGGAAGUCCAGAUCAAGGCCAUCAUUGGUCUAGGCUUCCAGUUCAUCAUGAACCCAGAGCUGAUGUUUGUGCAGGAUGUGAAGGUUCUGUACAACACUAUCCUCUCAGAUGAGACCACUGUGGUCAGUCGGAAGAUCCAGGUGUUAAAAAACCUGCAGACUUACCUGCAGGAGGAGGACUCCCGCAUGCAGGAGGCCGAUCGCGGAUGGAAGAAUCAAGCCAAGGAGGAGGAUCUGAAGGAAAUGGGGGACAUCUCAUCGGGCAUGAGCAGCUCCAUAAUGCAGAUUUACCUGAAGCAGGUGCUGGACUCCUUCUUCCACUCACAGUCCACUGUUCGACACUUUGCCCUGAGCGUCAUUACACUCACGCUAAACCAGGGCCUCGUCCAUCCGGUGCAGUGUGUUCCCUACUUGAUUGCCAUGGGAACUGACCCAGAGCCAACCAUGAAGAACAAGGCCGAUCAACAGCUGGUGGAUAUUGACAAGAAAUAUGUAGGGUUCAUCCAUAUGAAGGCCGUCGCAGGAUUGAAGAUGUCUUACCAGGUGCAACAGGCCAUAAUUGGACCAAAGAAAACCGUGAUCCGAGGUGUACGUCCUGAUGAGGCAGACACGGCCCUCUGCUCACAUCUCUACACCUUGGUCCGGGGGAACAGGCAAUAUCGACGGGCUUUCCUCAUUUCCCUGCUCAACCUGUUUGAUGACAGCUCUAAAACGGAGGCGAACAUGCUGCUUUUCAUAGCAGACAACUUUGCCUGCUUCCCCUACCAGACCCAGGAGGAGCCUCUCUUCAUCAUGCACCACAUAGAUAUCACUCUCUCUGUCUCUGGUAGCAACCUUCUUCAGUCUUUCAAGGAGUCGUUACGGAAAGAGCCUGUACAGCGGGAAAAGAAGAUGAAAAAGAAGAAGAAAAAGAAGAAGAAGAAGAAGAAGAAGCAGCACCGGAGGAUGGAAAAUAGCUCUGAUGAAGAGGAGGAUGAGAAGCAGAGCAGCAGCAGCUCCAGCAGCAGUAGCUCUAGCAGCAGCGAAGAGGAGGAAGAGGUGGUCCACAAGAGUAAGAAAUCAGCGGGUUCGGACUCUGACAUGGAGGGUGAGGAUGCAGUGAUGGACCGUCUACCUGAGAACCCCAGCCCGCUGCUGGACUUCGCCAACGCUUCCCAGGGUAUUCUGCUGCUGCUGGUGCUUAAACAACAUCUGAAGAAUCUGUAUGGCUUCUCAGACAGCAAAAUCCAGAAGUAUUCUCCAACUGAAUCUGCAAAAGUGUACGAAAAGGCAGUGAACAGGAAAUCCAAAGUCCACUUCAACCCUCGCCAGACACUGGAAUACCUGAAGAGUGAUCUAGCCGUCACGGAUCUCAGUCAUGAGACCAAGAGGAACAUUGUGAAACAGUAUUUGGAUUUCAAGGUACUCAUGGAGCACUUGGAUCGUGACGAAGAGGAGGAGGGGGAGGCGAGUGCAAACGCCAGAAACAAAGUCAUUACUUCACUGUUGAAGGGCCCGAAACUCCAGAACCACAAUCACAAUAAUCACACUGCCCCGGUGGACACAGACGAAGAGGAGAGUGACGAUGAAGAUCAGCCUGGAAGGAAACCGAGGAAAGGCAAGGAUGGCGUCGAGGAUUCGGGUCACGUGAAUGAGGGAGUGGACGCCAUGGACGUCAUCGCCAUCUGCCGUCCCAAAUACAAAGACAGACCACAGAUUGCCAGGGUCAUCCAGAAGACCAAAGCUGGCUACAGUAUACAUUGGAUGACUGGGAGUUACUCUGGGCCAUGGGCUGUGGCAAAGAAACGGGACGGUCGCAAAAAGGUGCCUUGGGUCGACACUAUCAAGGAGUCGGAUAUUAUUUAUAAGAAAAUCUCUUUGACAGGCGGACACAAGCUCUCAAACAAAGUGGCACAGACGUUACGGGCGCUGUACGCUGCCAAGGAGGGCAACUGACAUCUCUCAGACAGAGAACCCCUUCACAGUCCAAGUCUUUGUGGAUCCAAUAUGUUACUCGCAGAAAGGAAGACGAAAACCUCUUGAGAUUUAAGGACCCGUUGGAAGUGUUGUAAACACUGAUCUGUUUUUGAGUACAGACAUGUUUAAGUUAAUCACAAGAAGGAAAUGUUGGGAAAACAUUGUGUGGGAGUUCCUUCGCUGUUGUGCAGCAACUCGGUUGUUUGAUUUUUACUCCCACUGUAUCAUAGUUUAACUAAACACAUGUUUAUAUCUGAACAUACUUCUGUAAAAAAAAAAAGUUAAGUGAAUGUUGGAAAUUAGUGUAGUGAUGAUGUUCUUAAUAAAGUGUUUUUGGAGUUUAAUCUAGCACCAGAUGGAUUUAUUCACAACUUUAAGCUGCGUUCUGUUUUUUCUUGUUCCAGACAUUUUAUUGUUUACCCACACUGUGUACAUAUCUUUGAUAUGAUUUAUUUAUGUUAAGAUCAGUGCAGUAUCUGUGCCUAAAUGCGGGGGGAGGUUAUUUUGUUUUUAAUAUAGAUUUUGAUGUUAUAGAGCCAAAAAAAAGGUGACCCCCUGCUCUUCCGGUGAAACAAAUACUGCAAUAAAAUUUUCUUAUGUCCUUG
Molecule: messenger RNA, 8696 nt
Organism: Limanda limanda (common dab)
Lineage: Eukaryota; Metazoa; Chordata; Actinopteri; Pleuronectiformes; Pleuronectidae
Product: nipped-B-like protein
Exons: 47
Coding region: 145-8070 (2641 amino acids)
Biological process (GO): establishment of mitotic sister chromatid cohesion; brain development; establishment of protein localization to chromatin
Cellular component (GO): Scc2-Scc4 cohesin loading complex
Molecular function (GO): chromatin binding
Source: RefSeq, a predicted model, not a curated record